AUGGACCAGGAGGAGAGGACGGACGGCGGUGCGACCUCUGCCGCCAAUCUUAUGGUGCCCACGGAACUAACAACACCAGACCUGAUCGAAGCAUACUCUGGCGACAAAGUGAAUACCUUCGACCAGGACAGCCGCAGGGGUGACACCUCUCCCCCCACCAACCCACAAAAGCAGCAAACGCACCGAAACCCGGACAAGCAUCGGUGCCGCUUCUGUCCUUACUCAUGUCCUUCUGCAGCGGGUAUCGUCAUCCACGAGAGGACUCACACUGGAGAGAGGCCCUUCAGUUGCGAUGUUUGCGAGAAAACGUUCUCGCAUAAGGGUACCUUGAAGGCUCACGUUCGAACUCACACCGGAGAGAAGCCGUUCAAGUGCAACACGUGCAGCAGGGCCUUUGCUCAGAAACCGUACUUGGCGGUUCAUGAGAAGAUUCACACCGGAGAGAAGCCGUUCAAGUGCAACACGUGCUGCAGGGCGUUCACUCAGAAAACCCAUUUGACGAGUCAUGAGAGGACUCACACGGGAGAGAAGCCGUUCAAGUGCAACACGUGCAGCAGGGCGUUCACUCAGAAAACCCAUUUGGCGAAUCAUGAAAGGACUCACACCGGAGAGAAGCCGUUCAAGUGCGAGACCUGCGGCAGAGCGUUUGCGGCUGAUACCAAUUUAUACAAUCAUCGGAAGAUACAUCGCAAGUGAUCAAAACCCUCACAUGCAUCAUAGUUGUGAAAGGGGUUUAAACGAAAUACUCGAGCACCGACGUGUGUUCAUUUGGCUUGUCCAUAGACCUGCAGGGGUUCUACUUGCGAGCAGUGUGUGUUUUGCAUGGUUCAAAAUGUUUCAGCCUGUUAUUUAUCGCGUAAACACAGAUA
This is a messenger RNA of Ixodes scapularis (black-legged tick), 869 nucleotides long. RefSeq names its product gastrula zinc finger protein XlCGF49.1-like. The record is from RefSeq and is a predicted model, not a curated record. NCBI's taxonomy places the organism in Eukaryota, Metazoa, Arthropoda, Arachnida, Ixodida, Ixodidae. The transcript is spliced from 3 exons. Bases 1 to 696 code for a protein of 231 amino acids.